This is a messenger RNA of Octopus sinensis (East Asian common octopus), 4318 nucleotides long. Its product is annotated as acyl-CoA dehydrogenase family member 10. Lineage: Eukaryota; Metazoa; Mollusca; Cephalopoda; Octopoda; Octopodidae. The transcript has 22 exons. Gene Ontology annotation, molecular function: flavin adenine dinucleotide binding; oxidoreductase activity, acting on the CH-CH group of donors. The record is from RefSeq and is a predicted model, not a curated record. The coding region runs from base 198 to 3404 and encodes 1068 amino acids.
CGAGUUUCGCCUUCCGCUCUGACACUGGGAACUCCCUCAACUCUUUCACUGCCACAGAAACGUCCGCCCGGACACUUCUCCCUCGUCGGCUCUUUUUCUCCUUCCGUUCACCGACCACGUCUGAACCCCCUCAACUCAGAUUGCGAUCCACUCAUGUUACCCUGAUAAGCCCUUGAUCGUUUUCUUCAUCAGUCAACAUGUUCCGGGUCAGUCCCUUGAAGCGAGUGUUUGCUCAGGUGUGGAAGCAGGGACAUGGGUCACAGUGUUGCCUGGGGGUAGCUGGGCCCAGGAGGAUCCAUUCCUGCAGUGUGCUAGGGGCAAAGAACCCAUCAUCGAAGCACAAAAAUAUCAGAUGUGUCAUAUUUGAUAUGGGUGGGGUUAUUCUACCCAACCCCCUUGGAGUUUUCCAGGAAUUUGAAGUAAGCAAUAACUUGCCCGAAGGGACCCUGCUUAGUGUCAUCAAAGAUCGAGGAGAUAAAGGGGCCUGGGCCUUGUUGGAGAAAGGGGCAUACACGUCGUCCGAGUUUGUGGAACAUUUUGGCCAAGAGUGUUCGGAAAAGGUUGGUUACAAUGUAAACGUGUCGGAUCUCUUACCAAAGUUCCAUUAUAAUCCGUCAGUGAAACCUCAUCCGCAGAUUAUUGAUCUGAUCCAGUGUGUCCGAGCGGAGGGAUUCCUCACAGCUUUACUGACCAACAACUGGUUGAUACACCCAACACACUCGUUCCUUCCCCUCGAUCGCAGCCUCUUUGAUGUUAUUAUUGAGUCUGCUGUCGUGAAAUGUCGGAAGCCAGACCCCAGAAUAUAUGAAAUAUGCCUUAAACAACUGAGAAUGAACCCUCAACAGGCUGUGUUCCUUGAUGAUAUUGGGAUCAACCUUAAGUCGGCCAAACAACUUGGGAUCGACACUAUUAAGGUGACAAACCCAGAUCAAGCGGUGCAGGACCUGGAGAAAUUGUUGGGUCUCAGUCUUCAGGGAUACCUGAAGGGUACAAUAAGUGUACCUGAGAGGCUCCGCUUUUCCCGGGAAAACCUUACUACAUACCUCACUGAAAGCCUCAAUUUACCCCACCCAGGUACGCUGCCACAUAUACGCCUGUUUAAACACGGAAUGUCCAACCCAACAUUUUACCUGAAAUUUGGUGAUAAUGAGUUGGUUCUAAGGAAAAAACCUCCAGGGAAGCUGUUGCCAUCUGCGCAUGCUGUCGAUCGAGAGUUUCGUGUGAUGAAAGCCAUGGAGGAGCAACAUGUCCCCGUGCCGCCCAUGUUGGGAAUGUGUGACGACACCAGCGUCCUGGGGACUGAAUUCUAUGUGAUGGGUUUGGUUCCUGGCGUCCUCUACCUCGACGCACUCCUGCCAAACAAGUCCGACAAUGAACGCCACAACAUCUACACAGCCAUGAUCGACGCCCUCUGCAAGAUACAUUCUGUUGAUAUCGGCAAAGCGAACCUUGACAGCUUCGGGAAGAAAGAUAAUUACAUGAAGCGUAACUUCUCUCGCUGGAUGAAGCAAUAUGAGAACAGUAAAACAGAGGAGAUUCCAGCCAUGAACGAAAUAAUCAAAUGGAUAUCCGAGAACCUUCCAGAGAAAGGAACGACAACUGUAGUCCAUGGAGACUUCCGUUUAGAUAACCUCAUCUACAGUGAUAAAAGUGACGAUGUUUUGGCUGUGAUUGACUGGGAGCUCUCCACCCUCGGCGAUCCACUCUCAGACUUGGCUACCUGCUGUUUUAUGUAUUAUGUACCGUCCAGGCUUCCGAUCCUGCCGGGUCUUAGUGAUGUGGCCCUCACGCAGUACGGAAUCCCCAGCAUUGACCAAAUCCUAACUCAGUAUUGUUCCACCCGUAACAUUCCACCAAUAGAAAACUGGAAUUUCUAUGUUAUUUAUACGUUCUUCAGGUUUGCGGCAAUAUUACAAGGAGUGUACAAAAGGGCCACUGUGGGUCAGAGUACAAAUACACAGGCAGAAUCCACCGGAAAAUAUGUGAAACUCCUUGCUCAGCUUGGGGUCCAGUUGAUUAAUAACCCUAAAAGGAAACCUCAGGCACCUUCUUUGUCAGAAUUUCCUGUUGGACGAAGGGCAUUUUCAACCUCAGCAUCUUCCGGUUACAGACAGACUCCUAUCAGUCCCCAACAGCAUCAACCAGGGGCCAACAGCCCAAAUUUAGUGAAAUCACCAAUGCCCUUAUUUGUGGCCAGCCUCUCACCCCGUGUCCAGGGUCUCCAUGAACAGGUGAAGGAGUUCGUCUCGGAGCACGUGUUGCCCCUGGAACCUGUCUUCCUUCAGCAUCUUACGUCGGACAAGAGAUGGACCCCAUUUGAGCCUGUGGAGAAGCUGAAGGUGAAGGCCAAACAGGAGGGUCUGUGGAAUCUAUUUAUGCCCCUAAAUAUCGAUACUGGAGCCCAGUACGGGGCUGGAUUGACCAAUGUAGAAUAUACAUUCCUCUGUGAAUUGAUGGGGACAACGCAGCUGGCCCCUGAGGUGUUUAACUGUUCAGCCCCUGACACAGGAAACAUGGAGGUGUUGGUAAAAUAUGGGACUGAGGACCAGAAGAAGAAGUGGUUAACCCCUUUACUUGAUGGAACAAUUAGGUCCUGCUUUGCUAUGACCGAACCCCAGGUGGCGUCCUCAGAUGCAACGAACAUUGAGUCCUCAAUUGUACGAGAUGGUAACCAUUUUGUCAUUAAUGGACGCAAGUGGUGGACAUCAGGAGCCAUGGAUCCUCGCUGUCGUAUUUGCAUUUUCAUGGGCAAGACAAACCCUAAAGGCCCCAAACAUGCCCAACAGAGUAUGAUCCUGGUUCCUAUGGACACAGAAGGGGUCAACAUACUUCGGCCUUUGACAGUGUUUGGUUAUGACGAUGCCCCAGUGGGACAUGGAGAACUGGUUUUUCAGGAUGUGAGGGUUCCUGUGGAAAACCUCCUUCUUGGUGAGGGCCGAGGUUUUGAAAUUGCACAAGGGCGAUUGGGACCUGGCCGAAUUCAUCAUUGCAUGCGUCUCAUUGGAAUGGCAGAGAGGGCUCUGUCCCUAAUGAUAACCAGGUCUUCGAACCGAGUGGCAUUUGGCAAACCCCUCUCCGAACAAGGCUUGGUCCAAGCAGCCAUUGCUGAGAGUCGUAUUGAUAUUGACCAGGCUCGUCUAUUGGUCUUGAAGGCUGCCCACAUGAUGGACACGGUCGGAAACAAGGCUGCAGCAGGUGAGAUAGCUAUGAUAAAGGUGGUUGCCCCCAACAUGGCUGCCAGGGUAAUCGACAGAGCAAUACAGAUCCAUGGUGGUGCCGGGCUCAGUUCCGAUUUCCCCCUCGCUUCCAUGUAUUCCUGGGCAAGAAUCCUCCGCCUCGCAGACGGACCGGACGAAGUCCACUUGCAGACUGUCGCCAAACUUGAACGGAAGAAACAUCGGUGAUCGGAACCAGUGACUGCCAUUUCUGUAAACAACGGGAAAAACUUGUAUAGCACACAUCAGUGUGCAUGUGUGUGUAUAUAGCUAUGUGUGUGAAAAUAUAUGAAUACAUGUGUGUGUAUUAUAUAUAUAUAUAUAUACUAUUAAAAGGGAUGAAGCCUUUUUCUCUACAGAAUAAAACUCCAUCAGGAAUUGUGCCAGUAUAUUAAAGAACCUUUACGGUUAAAAAUUAUAAAUAUCUUAUAAGCAAGAGCUAAAGAAGGUUAUUCUACAGCCAAUAUACUGAUAAUCCACAUUUAAUCUACUUGCUACAGAAAGUUGAACUGAAAUUCGGGCAACUAAACCUUUGGAACAUUUAAAUUUCGUUAUCUCAAUAUUGAAUCAAUUUUGGAAUUAACCACAUAAGGAUUCGUUCUUCUUCAGUUGAGCUUACGAGAGAAUAUAAGUAAGAUACUCACAUGCGCCUCUGGAAAACAGCCGAAGCGAAUAACACAAGUACAUCUGAGUAACCCAAUUAUAUCCAAAAAUAAAAGUUCUUAGGUUAAGUCUCAGAACAACAUGUUGACUUCCCGCCGCUACAUAUUGUAGUGGUAACAAGUCCCCCUGCAGCAAGCAGUAAUCAGUUUACUAUUAAAAGGGAUGAAGCCUUUUUCUCUACAGAAUAAAACUCCAUCAAAAAUUGUGCCAGUAUAUUAAAAGAACCUUUACGGUUAAAAAUUAUAAAUAUCUUAUAAGCAAGGGCUAAAGUUAAAUGUUCCAAAGGUUUAGUUGCCCGAAUUUCUGUAGCAAGUAGAUUAAAUGUGGAUUAUCAGUAUAUUGGCUGUAGAAUAACCUUCUUAGCCCUUGCUUAUAAGAUAUAUAUAUAUAUAUAUAGAGAGAGAGAGUUUGGCCAUGGGCUCUUAGGAGCCUAGUUCGAU